Messenger RNA from Dicrocoelium dendriticum, 1965 nucleotides. NCBI's taxonomy places the organism in Eukaryota, Metazoa, Platyhelminthes, Trematoda, Plagiorchiida, Dicrocoeliidae. The record is from the annotation of a GenBank genome assembly.
AUGGCCUCCGCUCUGGCGGCCUUUGGAUCCUGGCUCUCUCCCGCCCUCGCGCCGGGACCUGGCUGGAUCCUGGCGUCCCCCUGGCCUCCCCUCCUUCUGCCCUUCUGGGUCCCGUGUGCCUCUGCCGUGGGUCUUGGUGGCCUGGACCGCUCCUCUCCUCAUGGAUCUGGACUGGUCCUGGCUGGACUGGACCCUCUUGCUGGGCAGUCUCCCCUGGCCUGGCUGGAUUCGGGGGUCGGGCUGGACUCUGCUGCUCUCCGCCCUCGGACUGGAGCCCCCCCCCUGGCUCUCUGGCUGGCUGGACUGGAUGGGAUGGGCUGGCUGUCCGCCUCUUGGACCUGCUCCUGUUGGCGCCUGGAUGCCUGGCUCCCCCUGUGGAACUCCUUUGGCUGCGGCUGCGCUGGAUUCGUGACGGCCACCGCUCCGUCCUGCUGGCUGGACUGGAUUCGUUUGCUGCUCGCUCUGGCCUGGAGCCCCCUUCUCUGGGCUCCGCCCUGGCCCUGUGAUGGGUCUGUGGACCCCUCUCCAGCCUCCUCUGCUGGACCCUUGGGGGGACCCCCUGGCUGGUUCUCCUGCUGCUUGGCUCUGGCUGGUCCUUGGCUGCCUGGACUGUGGCUCUCCUCCCCUGGACUGGAUUUCUCCUGGCUGGGCUGGCUGUGCUGGCUCCUUUCUCUGGAGCUGGCCUGGAACUCACCCCCUCGCUGGGUUUGCUGGCCAGGCCUGGAUCGGACUGGUUGCUCCUCCCUGGAUGGCCGGGUGUCUGCCUUGGCCUGGCCGCCUCCUGGGCCCUUCGUUGGCCGUGGCUUGACUCUGGCUGGACCUUGCAUCCCUGGACCCUCCUCUGGCCUCCUAUUCUCAUGCUGGUUGGACGGCCCUGUUGCUGCCCCCUUCCCCCUGCCGCAUCCCUGCUGGCCCUCCCCCGUGCGCCCUAUCUGGACUCUCCGGCCCUGGCCCCUGGAUCGCUGUACUCCUCUGGUGGUGUGGAACGCCCGUCCUCUGGAUUAUCCUGGAUCGGGCCCCUCUGGAGGCUCGGUCGCCUGGCCUGGCUGGACUUCCUCUUGGUGCCCUGGCCUCCUCAGCCUCCUCCUUUCUGCCUCACGCCUCGCUCCUGGACUCGGCCUGCUGCUUCUACCUGGCUCGCCUGGUGCUGGCCUCAUCUGGCCUCUGCAGCUCUCUCCUCUGGCCCUGUGGAAGUGUGGACUCGCCUCGCCUGGCGGGCCCACCCCCCUCUCCCUGGACCUCCGCCCUCCGUGGACUGGGCUGGAUUCGUAUUCUCCCUUUCCCCCAGCUGCCUGCUCCCUCUCCUCUGGACUGGCCCUGCCCUCUGCUCUCCUCCCCUUCUGGACUCUCUCCCCCUGCCUCUGGCUCGGGACUGGGCUGCCUUCGUGGACCACUGGCCUGGCCCAACGCUCUGGAGCUGCUGGAUUCUGCUCUUGGGGGCCCUGGCUGGACCUGGUGCUCUGGCAGGACUUGGACUCUGCUCCUGGCUGGCCUUCACUGGCUCUGGCUUCCUGGCUGGACCGGGCCGCCCCUCUGUGCUCCUGGUGGCUGGCUGGAUACUGGCUCCUGGACGCUCCUCCCUGGAUCCCUCCGUGUCGCUGCCCCGCUGGCCUCUGCCUCUGGACCUUGCCUGCUCGUGCUGCUGGCUCUGCUCCUCCUGCGUGGCCUGGUGGGCUGGUAGUGUGUUGCUCGGCCUGUUCCUGCUGCGCCACUCUCUCCCUGGCUGUGGUCUGGUCCUCCGUGUGGACCUCAGGGCUGGACUGGCAUCCUUGCUGGGGCCUUGGACCCCCCAUCUUUGCCCAGGCGCGCCUUCCCCUGGUUCCCUGGCUUGCCUCUUCCUUGCAUGGACCGCUCCCUGUCUGGGCACUCUGGGGGGGGCCCUCCCCUGGUGCCUCUAGCUGGACUGUCCCUCUCCUCGUCCUGACUUGGUGGACCCUGCGCUGCUGGGAUAUCUCGUUCCACUGA